UUCCGCACAGCAUUUCUCACUUGCCACCCACAUUCUCUUCACACUUCCAUUCUUUUGCUCCAACGCUUCACGUUCCUUUCUUUGGGUCAGACAUUCUUUAGAUUCCAUUCUUUCUCAGCCGCUCCAAUGAUGGAGCUACACCACACUCCAUGCCUACUUGAGUCAGCCUUAGCGGAAGCGAGUAUUCUAGGCAAUGCUUUGCAGACCGGAUCCGUCAAUCGUGGUGGUGGGGGAUCCUUCCUCGACGUCUCUCCCGCCUACGCAACGUUCCGGGAAGACGGCUGUUUGACUCGCUUUGGCGAACAGUUCCAACGAGAGUUGAGCCCACACUUGAGCCAUUACCACAGGUCCGAAGCAGACAUUGACCGAGAGCUCAAGAAGGUGAUAGGGUAUCUCGCCAAGAGCGAAAAGUAUCAAAAGUAUCGGGAGCCUCCCACCACCAAGAAGCAAAAGGAGCAGGUAUGGCCCAAUCACCGCGAAAUCGCCUUCUUCAGAGCUUUGAUCCGCUAUCCGCCGACGGGACGCAAGAAGUACAUGCGAGAUGGUAAACCUCGCGGACGCAACGAGCUUGUGGCGGAUUCGAUUGACCGCGAGACGGGUGAGAAAUGCGACAGGAAACACGUGUCGAGCCACUUGCAGGUGCUCAAGAAGAUUCUGGUCGAUUGUCCAGAGGUCCUAGUUUAUAUGCCCAAGGGGAAAGACGACAAGAAAAGUAGCAAAAGAGUUCGAUACGGUUCCCAUCACCACCAUCGGAGCCGGCACACUCGGCUCAAGUACGGAGAAUCGCAGGAAGAAUGCGGCUCGCACGGUCAUUAUGGACACAUGUCGUCCUCGACUGCUUUAUCCAAGUCGGAGAAUCGACGAGAUGAUGCGCUAUUCUCCGUAGCCAGCUUUGUCAUCAUAGUCAUUGGAAGUGGUGAAGCCCACAAGUUAAGAGAGGUACACCGCUACACGGAGCUGGCGCAGGACCCCCGGCUGGCCGACGUACGGGUUCGCGACACGACGUCCUGGCACAAACAGUUCCCCGAGUUCAACUUCCACAGGAUAGAAGAACUCAGCAAUCGCAGCAUUCUUGUCUGCGAUGCUACGAUCAAGGUCAUGACCAGGGCUCUCCCCUCCGAGGCCGAGUUGAGCAUCACAUUCGACUUGGCUUCACCGCCUGCACUGGCCGCCUACGAUGAUUUGGAGUGUUCAACGCGCUUCUUCGAGGAUGGGAAGCCAGUGGAACAGGAUGACAACCACCAUUACCAAGCCAAGCAGGCAAGCAAAGGGGUGGAUAAGCAAAUGGGGCACAAGGGCCUGCUGCGCAUCAAGUUUGGAGCGGGCUUUUGGGCACGCCAACUGCAACGAUUGGGCAACUUGCUCUGCAAGGCUAGCGAAGAAGAGCCGAACAUUCGCAGCAGAUACGAGUCAAGCGUGAGACGUGAGCUACAACAACUCACGGCUGCCCAAGACAUAUACGGGGUCAAGGAUGGGGAAUCGAAGUGUCUUCUUACCAUACUCUGGCGGUUCAGUCAAACCAGACACAGCCAGGACACUGGGAGUGUGAAAUGGCGAGCUGUUCAUUUCGAACAACCAAAGGAUAGAGUGCACAUCAAAGACGAGGCGGUGAGCAACGCUUUGGGGGCUCUCAUGACACCACCGACGACAUCGACGACUGGGCCUCCAACACCAAUAGCAACGUCGGCAUCUUUGAUCUAUCCCUCAUUGCCAUUGGAAUUCAACCAUGCAUUCCCCGAACCAGACCCACCGCUCGACAUGGACCAGAUCACGCUGGACAAUAUAACGGCCGACUUCUCCCACCCGGCUUCCACGGCAUCGGGGAUAGGGCAUGAUUUUUCACAGUUUCAAACGACGCUGUCUUCCAUGACGGACUCACACAACAUGAUCGGCACUCAAGGUCAGGGGUUGGAGGAAGCCGACAAUUUUGAUUUUCACGGAGGGCACAUAGCAAUCUCUGGGUGCCUCGAGCCGGCCGUCAGUUUUGAAUCGUACGCAUCAUUCGAGGCGCAGUCGAACGCACAAAGCUUCCAGAGUCUACCUUCGCUGGCGGAUUUUGAACAAACAGCUCAGGCGAUGCAGGCGGAAACGACGUUUGAAGAUCUUGCGCUCGGAAUGAGCAUGACGGGCAGUACGGAUUACGUUGCGGCUCCCAAACCAUCAUGGCCUCAUCCAAGCUUGAUAGCACAACUAGGACACGCGGCGGAACAUUACUCUGAUUUGAUGGCGCAGACCACGACAGGGGGGCAGAUGGAUUUGGGAGAGGGGCUUGAACAGGGCGGUGAUGACGGCGGAGGGUCAUCGUUGAGCAGCCAUGGGCUAUGGAAGCUGCAGAGUGGGUUCGACGAGGACACGAUAGCAGCGGCAGCGGCAGCAGCGGUAGGACAUGAUUCGAGGAAAGACAGCCUGGUCGGGAAAGGGGAUGAUGGGGUGCUGAGAAUCAUGGAGUUGGUUGGGGGCGAGGAAAGAGUGGAUAGGUACCGAGAGUACUAG
This is a messenger RNA of Periconia digitata, 2493 nucleotides long. NCBI's taxonomy places the organism in Eukaryota, Fungi, Ascomycota, Dothideomycetes, Pleosporales, Periconiaceae. The record is from the annotation of a GenBank genome assembly.